AUGCGGGACUCGACCCCUCCUAGUCUCAACCCAAGCCAUGUCUCGGAGGGAAAUGGCCAAACUGAUGUUGCACGUACCAAAUGGAAUAUCAAAAAGUUCGUCAGGCAGGCUGAGCGAUCGCAUCGUCGGUUGCCGGGACUGAAGAAGGUUCCUUUGCCUGCCAUCGCUAUUAUUCUGUUCAUUGCGUUCAUCAACGUUGUGGUGUGGAUUGCCGCCGCCAUUGUGUUGGCCAUCGAUUUGAUGACUAGAAGAUUACUGGCAACGGGCCAAAAGCCCGUCACCGUAGGCACCUUCUUCUCUCUCGGCCAUUCCACCAUUGUUAUCAUCACCUCCAUCGUAGUCGCAGCUACCGCUGCAGCUAUCUCAUCAAGAUUUGACAGUUUCAGCACCAUUGGCGGUAUCAUCGGCACUUCAGUCAGUGCCGCUUUCCUGAUCCUACUGGGUCUCAUGAAUGCCUACAUCUUGUUCAAAUUAUACAAGCAAAUGCAAAAGGUCUUGGAUCUACCCGAAGGCCAAGAAGAUGAAGUGUGGAAGAUUGAGGGCGGUGGUGUGCUAUUCUCCGUGCUCAAGCGCAUGUUCAAGCUCAUUGACAGACCUUGGAAAAUGUAUCCGCUUGGAAUCUUGUUCGGCCUUGGCUUUGACACAUCAUCUGAAAUCGCCCUUCUUGGCAUCUCGUCUGUCGAAGCUGCCAAGGGCACUAACUUUUGGGUUAUCCUGAUCUUCCCGGUCCUAUUCACAGCGGGAAUGUGUCUCCUCGACACCACCGACGGAGCCCUAAUGCUCUCCCUCUACGUCCAACCCUCCGCCAACUUCCUCCCCCCAAAGAGCGACACCUCUUCCGACGCGCCCCUCAUGGGCGAAGACACCGAAGUCGAACCAUCCAAGAACCACCGCGACCCAGUAGCAUUCCUGUACUACUCCAUCGUCCUAACCUGCCUAACAGUGAUGGUCGCCAUCGUCAUCGGCGUGAUCCAACUACUCACUCUGGUCCUGAACGUCGCUAACCCCACCGGCAAAUUCUGGGAUGGAGUCCAAGUAGCAGGAGACUACUAUGACGCCAUUGGCGGCGGUAUCUGUGGACUCUUUAUCAUCAUCGGCGGCCUCAGUGUGGUUGUUUACAAGCCCUGGAGGAGAUGGAUUGCCCGGAGACAUGGAAAGACCUUUGUUACUGAUGUCGAGGGAUAUCGGGAUGAAGAACCGUCUGCUACUAAUGCUCCUGAUACGCCGAUUCUGGAUGAGGGGAGGGAUGGGGCUGCUGCUGUUAAUUAUGGAGCUACGGGGAAGGGGGAUGCGGCUGUUACGGUGGAGCCAGUUGGGGAAUCCGGUCCCAGUUUUCUAAACUGCCCGCCUAUCUUUGUGCUCCCCACCCAUCUCAGUCUGGAAUCGCUUCACAGCAUAGAAGAGGAGCUGGUUAAGCGAGAAGCACUUCUGACCUACGACAUAUCCGAAGCCAGACUGGUACUCGGGAGAAUCGGACAAGGAAAGCGAGCAGCUUUAGAACUGCGAUCUCGUGGAAUAUGGACCGAACCUAUCAGUAAAUCCGAGCCCCCAAAGAAGCGGCGUCGUGUCAAUGCAGCCGAGUCGAAAAUGGCUGCAGACCAGGCCGACAUUAUCGACCUCAGCACCGAGACAGAAGACGAAGAAGAUGGGAUGAAAAGUCGGCAUGACCCCUCGCGGCAUCUCCAUCGGACGCAGACUGACUCCCCCGCCGCGGAGUCAAUCGUUUCAAAUCCGUCUGACGCGUCUUCCGUGUCAUCCUCCGUUGCACAAGCAGACACCAUCAGCGUCGUCAAACUAGACUGGCUAGACCAAUGUCUCAAGGCGCAAGAGCUCCUUUCUACCGAUCCAUAUACGAUAUACAUCGCCCGACGGGCUCCACCGCCCGGAGAGCCCUCAAAGCCAGCCUCCCUAGGGAGCGAUAUCCUCCAACGAGCCAGGCAGGAUGCUGCAUUACGACCGCCACCAAAGCCACCGACCGUAUACCACCAUGCGCGUACUCACGAUUCUACUCACAACCCGCCCAAACUAUACCGAACCACCACCUCGGAGAACGAAGAAACCGAAUCCCUCCCCCCAGCCCCAGACUGGGUGAAGGAGCACGUUCUCUACGCCUGCCUGCGCUCCACCCCCCUCCACCCUCCAAACGAAGGCUUCAUCAACCAGCUUAUCAAAAUCCGACAAAUCCGCGAAUUAACACUCGACGAAAUCGGCGUCCGCGCCUACAGCACCUCCAUCGCAGCGAUAGCAGCCUACCCGCACGGAUUCCGCCGCCCCUCUGAGGUCCUCACCCUCCCAGGCUGCGACACCAAAAUCGCCAACCUCUUCUACGAAUACCAACAAAGCCCAACGGGCACCCUCUCAGCCGCCACCCUCCUAGACACCGACCCAACCCUCCAGAUCCUCAACACCUUCUACAACAUCUGGGGCGUCGGCGCCAAAACCGCGCGCGAAUUCUACUACUACCGCCACUGGACAGACCUAGACGACAUCAUCGAACACGGCUGGAACAACCUGACCCGCGUCCAACAAAUCGGCCUAAAAUACUACGACGAGUUCCUAACCGGCAUCCCUCGCCCCGAAGUCGAACAAAUCGCCACAACAGUAACCCAACACGCCAACCUCGUCCGUCCAACCUCCUUCGACAACGAAGAAAAAGGCAUCCAAUGUAUAAUCGUAGGCGGCUACCGUCGCGGAAAACCCCUCUGCGGCGACGUCGACCUCAUCCUCACCCACCCGGACGAAUCCCUAACCAAAAACCUGGUCGUCGACGUAGUCGCCAGCCUCGAAUCCUCCGGCUGGAUCACCCACACCCUAGCCCUCCACUUAAUGACCUCUAACCGCGACCAACAAACCCUCCCCUACCGAGCAAGUAAUGCCGACGGCACGGGCAAGAACUUCGACACAUUAGAUAAAGCCCUCGUCGUAUGGCAGGACCCCCGCUUCGACGACACUAUGAACCAACCGGAAACAGAAACUCCUCAAGAAGAAGAGCACUACGCAAAGAGUAAACGAAAUCCAAACCCCCACCGCAGAGUAGACAUUAUCAUCUCCCCCUGGCGAACAGUCGGGUGUGCCGUGCUCGGCUGGUCAGGCGAUAAGACCUUCGAAAGGGAUCUACGACGGUAUGUGAAGAAGGCGCAUGGGUGGAAAUUUGAUUCCAGUGGGGUUAGGGAGAGGACUUCGGGCGGACAGGUUAUUGAUCUUGAGGCUGAUGGGGAGACGUGGGAGGAGAGGGAGAGCUUGGUUAUGGAGGGGUUGGGGGUGGGUUGGAGGGUGCCCGAGGAGAGGUGUACACGAUGA
Aspergillus neoniger CBS 115656 is the source of this 3300-nucleotide messenger RNA. RefSeq names its product high-affinity nickel transport protein. The transcript is spliced from 6 exons. The record is from RefSeq and is a predicted model, not a curated record. Gene Ontology annotation, biological process: nickel cation transmembrane transport; DNA repair. Gene Ontology annotation, molecular function: DNA-directed DNA polymerase activity; nickel cation transmembrane transporter activity; DNA binding. NCBI's taxonomy places the organism in Eukaryota, Fungi, Ascomycota, Eurotiomycetes, Eurotiales, Aspergillaceae. The coding region runs from base 1 to 3300 and encodes 1099 amino acids. Gene Ontology annotation, cellular component: plasma membrane.